AUGGGGCUGCGGCCAGGCGUCUUCCUCUUGGAGCUGCUGCUGCUUCUGGGACAAGGGACCCCUCAGGUCCAUACCUCUCUUGGAAGGAAUACACUGGAAGGGCAGCUAUGGCCAGAGACCCUGAAGAAUUCUCCAUUCCCAUGCAACCCAAAUAAAUUAGGAGUGAAUAUGCCUUCUGAAUCAGUUCACUCUCUGAAGCCUUCUGAUAUUAAAUUUGUGGCAGCCAUUGGCAAUCUGGAGAUUCCUCCAGACCCAGGGACGGGUGAUCUGGAGAAGCAAGAAUGGACUGAAGAAAGGCCACAGCAGGUGUGCAUGGAAGUGAUGACAGUCCUUUCAGACAUCAUCAGACAUUUCAAUCCUUCCGUUCCAAUGCCCGUGUGCCACACUGGAAAGACAGUGGUACCCCACGAUGGUGCCAAUGACUUGUGGAUUCAGGCUCAAGAACUGGUGAGAAACAUGAAAGAUAACCUGCAACUUGAUUUUCAGCUUGACUGGAAGCUCAUCAAUGUGUUCUUCAGUAAUGCAAGCCAGUGUUACCUGUGCCCCUCUGCUCAACAGAACGGGCUUGCGGCGGGCAGCAUGGACGAGCUGAUGGGGGUGCUGGACUACCUGCAGCAGGAGGUCCCCAGAGCGUUUGUAAACCUGGUGGACCUCUCUGAGGUUGCAGAGGUCUCUCGUCGGUAUCAGGGCACUUGGCUCAGCCCUGUGCCAGAGCCCUGCAACUGCUCAGAGGAGACCUCCAGGCUGGCCAAGGUGGUGAUGCAGUGGUCUUAUCAGGAAGCCUGGAACAGCCUCCUGGCCUCCAGCAGGUACAGUGAGCAGGAGUCCUUCACGGUGGUUUUCCAGCCUUUCUUCUAUGAAACCACCCCGUCUCUACCCUCGGAGGACCCCCCACUCCAGGAUUCUACCACACUGGCCUGGCAUCUCUGGAAUAGGAUGAUGGAGCCAGCAGGAGAGAAAGAUGAGCCACUGAGUGCAAAACACAGGAGGCCAAUGAAGUGUCCCUCUCAGUUUUGCAUACAUAGCAGGCCUGAUGUUUACAGCUGUGGGCCACGAGAGCUGUUUCAGCAAAACAGCAGCCCCCUCUAUGCCUGUGGAAGGCAUAGGAACAAGGCCACAGCUCACCUGGCCCCAAAUGCUGCCCCCACGUAUCUCCUCUGGGUCCUGGCCCUCUGCCUCAGAUGCCGUUUCCAGACCUUCCUCUACCUCAGAGUGGCAAAGAAGGGAGGGAUGGUAAGAGAAGGAACAGAAAUCAGAUGUCCUGACAAGGACCCGUCCGAUACGGUUCCCACCUCAGUUCAUAGGCUGAAGCCGGCUGACAUCAACGUAAUUGGAGCCCUGGGUGACUCUCUCACGGCAGGCAAUGGGGCUGGGUCCACACCUGGAAACAUCUUGGACGUCUUGACUCAGUACCGAGGCCUGUCCUGGAGCGUCGGCGGAGAUGAGAGCGUCAGCACCGUUACCACCCUGGCGAACAUCCUCCGGGAAUUCAACCCUUCCCUGAAGGGCUUCUCUGUUGGCACUGGGAAAGAAACCAGUUCUAAUGCCUUCUUAAACCAGGCUGUGGCAGGAGGCCGAGCUAUGGAUUUACCUGUCCAGGCCAGGAGGCUGGUGGACCUGAUGAAGAAUGACACGAGGAUACACUUUCAGGAAGACUGGAAGAUAAUAACCCUGUUUAUAGGCGGCAAUGACCUCUGUGAUUUCUGCAGUGAUCCGGUCCACUAUUCUCCCCAGAACUUCACAGACAACAUUGGGAAGGCCCUGGACAUCCUCCACGCCGAGGUUCCUCGGGCAUUUGUGAACCUGGUGACGGUGCUUGAGAUCGUCAACCUGAGAGAGCUGUACCAGGAGAAGAAAGUCUACUGCCCAAGGAUGAUCCUCAGGUCUCUGUGUCCCUGUGUCCUGAAGUUUGAUGAUAACUCAACAGAACUUGCCACCCUCAUCGAAUUCAACAAGAAGUUUCAGGAGAAGACCCACCAACUGAUUGAGAGUGGGCGAUAUGACACAAGGGAAGAUUUUACGGUGGUCGUGCAGCCGUUCUUUGAAAACGUGGACUUGCCAAAGACCUCGGAAGGAUUGCCUGACAACUCUUUCUUUGCGCCUGACUGUUUCCACUUCAGCAGCAAGUCUCACUCCCGUGCAGCCAGCGCCCUCUGGAACAAUAUGCUGGAGCCUGUUGGCCAGAAGACGACACGUCAUAAGUUUGAAAACGAGAUCAAUAUCACAUGUCCGAACCAGGUCCAGCCGUUUCUGAGGACCUACAAGAACAGCGUGCAGGGUCAUGGGACCUGGCUGCCAUGCAGGGACAGAGCCCCUUCUGCCUCACCCCCUACCUCAGUGCAUGCUCUGAGACCUGCAGACAUCCAAGUUGUGGCUGCUCUGGGGGAUUCUCUGACCGCUGGCAAUGGAAUUGGCUCCAAACCAGACGACCUCCCCGAUGUCACCACACAGUAUCGGGGACUGUCAUACAGUUCGGGAGGGGACGGCUUCCUGGAGAAUGUGACUACCUUACCUAAUAUCCUUCGGGAGUUUAACAGAAACCUCACAGGCUACGCCGUGGGCACGGGUGACGCCAGUGACAUGAAUGCAUUCCUCAAUCAAGCUGUUCCUGGAGCAAAGGCUGAGGAUCUUAUGAGCCAAGUCCAAACUCUGAUGCAGAAGAUGAAAGAUGACCAUAGAGUAAAUUUCCGUGAAGAUUGGAAGGUCAUCACAGUGCUGAUUGGAGGCAGAGAUUUAUGUGACUACUGCACGGAUUCGAAUCUGUAUUCUGCAGCCAACUUCGUUGACCAUCUCCGCGAUGCCUUGGAUGUCCUACAUAGAGAGGUGCCCAGAGCCCUGGUCAACCUCGUGGACUUCUUGAACCCCAGUGUCAUGCGGCAGGUGUUCCUGGGAAACCCGGACAAGUGCCCAGUGCAGCAGGCCAGCAUUUUGUGUAACUGCGUUCUGACCCUGCGGGAGAACUCCCAAGAGCUGGCCAGGCUGGAGUCCUUCAGCCGAGCCUACCAGAGCAGCAUGCGUGAGCUGGUGGAGUCAGGCCGCUAUGACACACGGGAGGACUUUUCGGUGGUGCUGCAGCCCUUCUUCCAGAACGUCCAGCUCCCUGUCCUGGCGGAUGGGCUCCCAGAUACGUCCUUCUUCGCCCCAGACUGCAUCCACCCAAGUCAGAAAUUCCACUCCCAGCUCGCCAGAGCCCUUUGGGCCAAUAUGCUUGAACCACUUGGAAGCAAAACAGAGACCCUGGACCUGAGAGCAGAGAUCCCCAUCACCUGCCCCACUCAGAAUGAGCCCUUCCUGAGGACCCCUCGGAACAGUAACUACACAUACCCCACCAAGCCAGCCACUGAGAACUGGGGCAGUGACUUCGUGUGUACAGAGUGGAAGGCUUCCAAUAGUGUUCCAACCUCUGUCCACCAGCUCCAACCAGCAGACAUCAAAGUGGUGGCCGCCCUGGGUGACUCUCUGACUACAGCAGUGGGAGCUCGACCAAACAACUCCAGUGACCUACCCACAUCUUGGAGGGGUCUUUCUUGGAGCAUCGGAGGGGAUGGGAACUUGGAGACUCACACCACACUGCCCAACAUUCUGAAGAAGUUCAACCCUUACCUUCUUGGCUUCUCUACCGGCACCUUGGAGGGGACAGCAGGACUAAAUGUGGCAGCGGAAGGGGCCAGAGCUAGGGACAUGCCAGCCCAGGCUUGGGACCUGGUAGAGCGAAUGAAAAACAGCCCCGACAUCAACCUGGAGAAAGACUGGAAGCUGGUCACACUCUUCAUUGGGGGCAACGACUUGUGUCAUUACUGUGAGAAUCCGGAGGCCCACUUGGCCACGGAGUAUGUUCAGCACAUCCAACAGGCCCUGGACAUCCUCUCUCAGGAGCUGCCAAGGACUUUCGUCAACGUGGUGGAGGUCAUGGAGCUGGCCAGCCUGUACCAGGGCCAAGGCGGGAAAUGUGCCAUGCUGCCAGCUCAGAACAACUGCACUUGCCUCAGACACUCUCAAAGCUCCCUGGAGAAGCAAGAACUGAAGAAAGUGAACUGGAACCUCCAAAAUGGCAUCUCCAGUUUCUCCUACUGGCACCAAUACACACAGCGUGAGGACUUCACAGUUGUGGUCCAGCCUUUCUUCCAAAACACACUCAUACCACUGAACGAGAGAGGGGACACUGACCUCACCUUCUUCUCCGAGGACUGUUUUCACUUCUCAGACCGGGGACAUGCCGAGAUGGCCAUUGCGCUCUGGAACAACAUGCUGGAACCAGUGGGCCGCAAGACUACCUCCAACAACUUCACCCACAGCCGAGCCAAACUCAAGUGCCCCUCUCCUGAGAGCCCUUACCUCUACACCCUGCGGAAUAGCCAGCUGCUCCCAGACCAGGCUGAAGAAGCCCCCAAUGUGCUCUACUGGGCCGUGCCAGUGGCGGCGGGAGUCGGCCUUGUGGUCGGCGUCAUCGGGACAGUGGUCUGGAGGUGCAGAAGAGGUGGCCGGAGGGAAGAUCCUCCAAUGAGCCUGCGCACUGUGGCCCUCUAGGCCCAGGGGUGGGUCCCUCCCUUGCCACUCUCCUCACUGCCCUCUGCCCCAGCCACUCCCAGCCACCAGGACAUGCUUCGACACCUGGUGCCAUAGGAAGCCCAGGGGAUAGUCACAACUUCUCAGGGCCUGGGCUUCUUCCAGGCCUAUGCUCCUGGAAGGGGUAUAUUUAAAUAAAGUUCAAAGCUGUUUUAUUCCUGGGUUUGCCUGUGUGAAGCACUUGCCUUUCAUCUCUUGUGCAGCCCAGGUGUGGGAACUGCCGCCUUUCGUGGCCUGCCUCCGGCAGGGCUGCCCAAGCCACGGCCAGUCAGAGCCCAAACUGCCUGCCACCAUGAGCAUAUAUCCUCAAAUCACCAAACUCACUAUUUCAAAGGCAGAAAAAACACUGGUCACCAGGUGGUGGCUGGAAUUUUGGAGCUGGCUGGCCACCAUUCAGUCCAAUCCAACACAUACUUAUUAAGCAACUGUUUUGUGUCCAGGACAAUGCGGAGCACUGAGGUGCCUCCUAGGCUGUGCAUGUCACAGCCUGGCCGAGAAGUCAAACUCCUUCAGUAACCAAGAAGCCAUGCAAUGAUGUGUAACUACUAGGGCAUUAGUAGGUAAAUGUGUCUCUUUGUUUUAAAGAAUAGAAAGGGUUCUUCGGGGACAGUUUCUUGGGAGAGCGCAACUUUCACAUGUCAUUUUGAGAAAAAGGAAAAAAAAAUGAUUGAGACACAAA
Messenger RNA from Mandrillus leucophaeus (drill), 5245 nucleotides. RefSeq names its product phospholipase B1 (gene PLB1). NCBI's taxonomy places the organism in Eukaryota, Metazoa, Chordata, Mammalia, Primates, Cercopithecidae. Gene Ontology annotation, molecular function: A2-type glycerophospholipase activity; retinyl-palmitate esterase activity; phosphatidylcholine lysophospholipase A1 activity. Gene Ontology annotation, biological process: phospholipid metabolic process. Gene Ontology annotation, cellular component: brush border membrane. The transcript has 58 exons. The record is from RefSeq and is a predicted model, not a curated record. Bases 1 to 4527 code for a protein of 1508 amino acids.